This is a messenger RNA of Alexandromys fortis (reed vole), 680 nucleotides long. It is a transcript of the gene Shisal2b, whose product is annotated as shisa like 2B. Lineage: Eukaryota; Metazoa; Chordata; Mammalia; Rodentia; Cricetidae. Bases 1 to 483 code for a protein of 160 amino acids. The transcript is spliced from 3 exons. The record is from RefSeq and is a predicted model, not a curated record.
AUGAGCGAGAGCAGCCGCGUGUGCUCGGGCUACUACAGCCUCAACCGCAGCUUCGUGGAGUCCUUCCAGUGCCCGCGGCACGGCGACGGGGCCGCGCUGCUCUACUGUUGCGGCUUCGCAGACCUCAAGUACUGCUGCAGCGAGCCGGGCAGCUACUUCCCCUACAAGCACAGCUACAUGUGGAGCCUCAGCAUUGGUGCUCUGAUUGGACUGGGAAUCGCCGCCCUUGUAUUGCUUGCCUUUGUCAUCAGUGUCUGUGUCCUCUGCUAUCUAUUUCUGUACACAAAACCUCAAAGAUUAGACAAUGGCCUUAAACUCCAGCACCUAGAGGCAUCCUCUGCCCUAGAAGGCAACUUAAGUAGAAAAACCAAAGGCUUCAUUUCAAAUGCAGCAUCAAAUUCAACAAAUGAAACAGUCUAUGAAGCCGACGAUGUAACUCAAGGAAAGACAAUGGAUACAACACAAAUCAAUAUUGCCCAUUAGCUAAAAUCCCUGUUGUAAGAGCUUACUGGAGAGAUGGAGCAUUAAGAAUAAAGAAUGAAUUUUAUUUUAUUUUAUUUUGAGACAGAGUCUGUCUGCACUGCUUGAGCUAUCCUGGGACUUCCUAUGUAGAGUAGGCUCGCAAACUCACAGAUCCGCCUGCCUCUGCCUUCUGAGUACUGGGCUUAAAGGCGUGUACC